This is a messenger RNA of Diversispora eburnea, 2571 nucleotides long. Lineage: Eukaryota; Fungi; Glomeromycota; Glomeromycetes; Diversisporales; Diversisporaceae. The record is from the annotation of a GenBank genome assembly.
AUGCCACCAAAAAGAAAAACCACUUCUGAAACUUCCCAGGCCUCAAAUUCUAAAAAACACAAACUAGUAGAAAAUAUAAAUGACGUUAAAGAAGCUGGAAGUGCACCAACUGUGGAAAAUAUAGUGAAGAAAAGAGGCAGAAAGCCUAAAGUUAAUAAGGAAGCCCAAGAACCUGCGGUAGCUGAAAAUUCUAACAACCCGGAAGAAGCAGUCUCUUCAAGCAUGCAAACUUCCGAUAAUGCUGUCCCAGAAAAAUCUGUUACAAAGCCUAGAAAGCCUCGAGCUAAAAAACAAGUACAAGAAAUUCAUCAUGAUCCUUUGUCAAUUGAAAACCUUUUAAUACAUCCACAUCAAGAACAAAAAACUGCACCAGUCAUUUCUGAUGUUAGUGCUGUUUCUGAGGUCGUAAAUGAGAAAAAGCCUCGGAAACCAAGAACCAAAAAACAACAACCACAUUCAGGUUCAUUAGCAAUCGAUAAUCUUUUAAUCCAUACUUCACAAGAACCUGAAAGUGUUUCAGUAAUUCAAGAUUCCACAGAUGCAUUAAAGAAACCAAUAAUGGUUAGAAAUGGAAAUCAUCCAUUAGAGGAGUCAACUCAUCAGGAGGUUGAUACAUCCAGUAAACCACCUGAAAUUGUUACUAUUCCUCAAGAGUUGCCUGUGAAAAAGCCUAGGAAACCUAGAACCAAAAAACAAGAAAUUCCAAACCUUCAAUCUGAUAUUCCUGAUAAUCUUCUUGCUAAUUCUAGCAUUCAUCAAUUAACAAAUGUUAAAAUUAAACCGAAUGGACCUAAUGAAAUUUUAGAAAUUAAUAAUCCUAAAGAUAUAUCUUCAGAAAAAGAAAAAGAUGAUGUUAAUACACAAAAUAAGCAUGUUGAUGAACCUGGAAGGAAAGUGCCCACUAAGAGAGGCCGUCCACGGAAGGUUGAUAUCAAAGGUUCAGUAAAUGAAAAUGAUAGUUUAGUGGUGCAUACAGAGGAUGUUUCACCUAAAAGUCCUAAUCCUAAGAGAGGAAGGCCACGAAAAGAAAAACCAUCAGAGAUUUUACCUGAUGGAAAUAGUUCCGAGUCACCUAUAAAUAUUGUAAUGAAAGAAAACGACGAAUCUACUCAAAAGGCUUCAUCUAAGCGUGGUCGACCUAAAAAGGUGAAACAAGCCGAGACCGUUCAUAAAGAAGAACUUUUAGUUAAACCUCCGGGCACAAAUAUUAUUGAAGAAAAGAAGGAUGAAGAAAUUAAAUCUUUAGAAAUACCUAAGAGGCGGAGAGGUAGACCGAAGAAGUUAACUCAAGAUAUAACUUCAGAAAAUGUUCUUCCGCAUGAAGAUAAAACCGGAGAAAUAAAAAAAAAAUCCCUGACUGCACAACAGUCCGAUAUCAAAUCGGAGGGAUCUCAACCUUAUUAUGGUGAAAUCAUGAAAGAAAAAGCUGUUAAGGAUGAGGCUAGUAGCGACGAUGACAGUGAACAGGAUUCGCCAGUAGAACUAACUAGUUUAGAAAUUAUGAAAAAGCGACUUGAGACUUUGCAAAAACUCCGCGAACGAAGGGAUCAAGCUGAACAAAUAAAUAGAAAGGAAACUUAUGAAGAACAUCAACGUAAAAAGAUAAAUACGAAGGAAACGAUUCGAAAUGAUAGAAAACGGGAAGAAGCAGAAAAGCUGCUUGCGCGAAAAGAAGCCGAAGAGAAAGGGGAAGAUUAUGAACGCAAACAAUAUUGGAAUUAUUCAGUAGAAGAAGUUGAAAAAUGGGAGAAGAAACAAGAAAGGAAGCAUAAACAUGCUGACAUUGAAUUCACAGAUCGCGCGUUAUACAAUGAGCAGAAGGCAGCUUCUAUGUCUUCGAACGUCUUUUACAGGGAUGCAAAUUCUCUCCAAUAUGCAGGAGUGGAAAAUUCUCCCAGUAAAGAAGCAGUUGAUCGUCUUACGGAAGAUGUUAACAAUCAGAUUGCAAAGCGAGAGAAAUUUUCGCGACAAAAACCUAUUAAUGAUGAUGAUGACAUCACAUAUAUUAACGAGCGUAAUAGAAGAUUUAAUGAUAAAAUUGGAAGAUUUUAUGAUAAAUAUACUCAAGAGACUAGGGAAAAUUUCGAGAGGGGUACCGCGAGUUCCAAUCAAUGGUGGGUUGAAUAUAUUUCUGAAUAUGAAAUUGAGAAUUUUACAAUUAAAUAUUCAAAAAAGCAAACCGCACGUAAAUCAACUGGAGGUAAAGCACCACGAAAACAAUUAGCUACCAAAGCCGCCAGAAAAAGUGCACCAGCAGCUGGAGGAGUUAAGAAACCUCAUCGAUAUAGACCCGGAACCGUGGCGUUGAGAGAAAUUAGAAGAUAUCAAAAAUCCACCGAAUUACUUAUUCGAAAGUUACCAUUCCAAAGAUUAGUACGUGAAAUUGCACAAGAUUUUAAGACGGAUUUAAGGUUCCAAAGUUCGGCUAUUGGAGCAUUACAAGAAGCAGCAGAAGCUUACCUAGUAGCUUUAUUCGAAGAUACAAAUUUGGCAGCUAUUCAUGCUAAACGAGUUACCAUCCAACCUAAAGAUAUUCAAUUGGCGAGAAGACUUCGGGGUGAAAGAGUUUAA